CCCACCAUUGUUUAUCAUCUACUCAUACCUUUUUUUCCCUUUCUCCCCUUUGCUAAAUAUAUAGUACAACUUUUGUCAUGUUUUUCUAAAGACCAACAUUAUAUAAUUCCUAUUAUAGUUCCAUUGGGAUCUCUUGCUCAAGUCACAUACAUUCAAGAAAAUGUCCACCAUUAUAAUGACUAAAGGAGCUUCCAAAUUCAUCUUCUUAUUCUUCUUGUCUAUUCUUCUUGCCUGCAUUUCUGGAUUAUCGCCAGCUAAAAAUUUCGAGCACAAAGGACUUGAAAGGGAAAAGGAACAAAAAUUCCAUAUUUUCGCGAAAGGACUGCUCGAAUUGUUACCCAUUAGAGCAUUUAAACAUGACUCGAUCGAUCCAACAACAACUGGAUUUCCUACAACUCCUGUAGUAAAUCCUGUCACCACUCCAGUUAAUAUGCCUCCUGAUAAUUCAGCUCCAACAGUUGUUACUGUCCCAUCCACAAAUCCUAAUGCUGGAAUUCCAAAUCUUGGGUCUACACCUCCAGCAGUUCCUUCUACUACCCCGCCGACUGACACGAACCCCAAUCCAUCGGUACCAAUAACUAAUCCAGUUACCACUCCUAGCACAAAUGCACCUGUAAGUAAUCCUGUAACGGCGAAUCUAACCCCAGUAGGUGGUGUUCCAGUCACCACCCCGGUAACGCCACCUGCAACCACAAGCUCUCCUGCUACCUCAGGGCAGAGCUGGUGUGUCGCGAAGAAUGGAGCGAUGGAAACUUCACUUCAGUCAGCGCUUGAUUAUGCUUGUGGAAAGGGAGCAGAUUGCUCAGCCAUUCAGCAGGGUGGAAGUUGUUAUAAUCCCAAUAGUCUGCAAAACCAUGCAUCAUAUGCUUUCAAUAGCUAUUUUCAAAAGAAUCCAGGGCAAACAAGCUGUGAUUUUGGGGGUGCUGCCAUGAUAACCAACUCAAACCCAAGCACUGGUUCUUGUGUUUUUCCUACAUCGGGGUCUUCUACAUCAUCGUCUGCGACACCAACGCCUGGAACUCCAGCGCCGACAACAGCCUCGUCAACAGGUGGUGCAGUACCAGGCUCUGUAGCACCAACAGUACCGAAUGGAGGCGACUCUGGAUUUGGAACGAUGCCGGGCAUUAGUGACAGUAUCCCUCCCACUGCAACCACCUCAUUGUCCAUGUCAAAUGGCAUGCAACCCUUAGUUGGCUGCAUCUUUCUUGUCACCUCCAUUGUGACUAGCAAGCUUAUCUUGGAGAUUUGAGGAAAUUAAGAAGUUCAGUUACCAAGUAAGAAGCUGGAUUUUCAGUUUCUAGCUAUGUACAGUUCUUGAGGAGUAAAUGGAAGCAGUUAGGAGUACUAUCAAGGUUUAGACAUUACAUACCUAUACACUGCUUUAGUAUAGUUAAUUAUCCUGCAUACCACCUACUUAGAUGUAAAAUUCAUAUAUUGGUUUUAGAGGCCAUUAUCUACAUCCAUCAAUAUAUAAGUUUAAUAGGUCAGAUGUUCCACUGUUAUAUUGUAUUAUUGUUUAGGAAGUAGGUUACUAGUCCUGGAUCUCAUAUGAUCAAUCAUUGUAUUAGUUUACUACUUUUUAUAUAUGAAUAGAGAGAAUUUGCGAGGUAAAUACGUUGCAGAGACAGGUCUAUAUAUGUUUAGAAUUAAAUAAAAUGGAAAAUGUAGCCUAGUAAAA
Messenger RNA from Nicotiana tabacum (common tobacco), 1678 nucleotides. RefSeq lists its product as uncharacterized. NCBI's taxonomy places the organism in Eukaryota, Viridiplantae, Streptophyta, Magnoliopsida, Solanales, Solanaceae. The record is from RefSeq and is a predicted model, not a curated record.